AUGUGGCGCGGUUUGUGUUGGCUGUGUAGAGAUUGGGGGGGGGAGGGGGCCUGCAGAGAGUCGGGGGUUGUGUUGGCUGCAGAGGGGGGCAGGGGGGAGGAGGAGGGCGACAGAGAAGGGGCGUGGGCGGGCGCGGGGGGUUACAAUAAGGUUCAGCUGCGUGGGUGUGGUUUAGCGCUGCGCGCGGGGGAAGGGGGGUACUAUUUCGCGUUGGUACGUGGUGGGGGCUUGCAGUUGGGGGCAGGGCGCGGCACAGAUGGGUCGCCACGGGAGUGGGGUCCCGCGCGGCGGGGGAGGGGGCCGCUUUGCCAAGAGAUGGGUCAUGCGCGGGGGGUCGCUGCAGAGAAUGGGUUUGCGCGGGAUGUUGGGGUUUGUCUCUGCAGAGAUGGGUCGCGCCGGGGGAAGGGGGUUGGCCGUGGUCUCUGCGGAUGGGUUCGCAGGGGGGGGAAAAGGGGGGGGGGCUCUCCAGAGAUGAUCGCAAUGGUGCGCGGGUGUGUCGGUGGGUGGGGGGCUGGCAGAAAUGGGUCCAUGGGCGGGCGGGGCGGGGGGGCGGGCCGGGGCGGGCCGCUGCAGAGAAUGGUGUCGCGCUGGGGUGCGGCGGGCGGGGGGCGAGCACAGGAUAGUCGCGCGCUGGGAGGGGGGAGUGGGUGGCGCUGCAGUGGGGCGACGGCAAGGAAGGGGCACAAUGGCGCGCCGCAGGUCCGGUGGGUCCGCCACGGACUAAUUUGCGCGCGCGCGGUGCGGAGACCCCCGGUGGGGGGGCGGGCGCUGUCAAAGAUGGGUCGCGCGGCGGGGUGCUGUAGAGAUGCGGUAGCGGGUACGCCCAGCUGCGAAGCGUGGUGUGCGGAGUCAGCGCCUCCGUAG
Messenger RNA from Ananas comosus (pineapple), 864 nucleotides. Its product is annotated as spidroin-1-like. The record is from RefSeq and is a predicted model, not a curated record. NCBI's taxonomy places the organism in Eukaryota, Viridiplantae, Streptophyta, Magnoliopsida, Poales, Bromeliaceae. The transcript has a single exon. Bases 1 to 864 code for a protein of 287 amino acids.